ACAGUUCGGCAUCACCAGUAUCAAAUUACACGCAUAAGGUAGUAGAUGGGCUCAACCGCCCCCCAGAGCCAAAACCCAAACCCACCACAUGUCUACACCGGCGCGGCCGGUGUAGUAGGCGCAGGCAUCGCCGGACUCUGCGCAGCCAUCGGCCUGCGCCGGGCAGGGUGGGAGGUGGAAGUGUUUGAGAAAUCGCGGUUCAAGAACGAGAUUGGCGCCGCUAUCACGGUGCCGAGCAACGCGACCUUGGUGCUGAAGCGCUGGGGGUUUGAUCUGGAGAAGGCCGGCGCCGUGCCAAACGACAAGCUUACUAUAGCCCGCGCAGCAGAUUUGGAGGUUUUCUACCGCGAGGAGUUCCCCGAAAUGGCCAGCGAGUUUGGCCAUGGGAUCUGGACCAUCCAUCGGGUUGAUUUGCAUCGGGGGUUGAGGGAGAUUGCUACUGCUAUUAGACGGGAGUCAGCGGAUGGUGAGGAGGAGGGUCGAUUCGGCCCGCCGGUUGAGAUUCGGUUGGGAUGUGAGGUUGUGGGCGUGGACUGUGAGAGAGGGAUUCUAAGGCUGCCGGAUGGGCAGACGGUUGAGAAGGACCUCGUGAUCAUUGCGGACGGGGCACAUAGUGCGUUGCUAUCCGACUUCACGGGCCAUCCCUCUGUGGACCAGCGCACAGGUCGUUCCGUUUACCGCUGGCUUGUUUCCAUGGACGACGUGAUGGCAGAUCCUGUUCUGCGCGCCCAAUACGAGGGCGAGCUUCCAGGAUACACGGCCUACAGUUCUCCAGACAUGAAACUGCUGUGGGUGACCUACACCUGCCGCGGGGGCAAAGUCCUGAACAAUGCCCUCGUGCACACCACGCAAACCGGCGAGGGCGAGCCCGGCGAGGAGAACCAGUGGCAUGCACCUGUUUCGCGGGAUCAAGUCCUCUCACGCCUGGAGGGUUUCCACCCGUCCCUGAAAAAGAUUGUUGCCAUGGCCAGCGAGGACGGCAUCAAAGUGCACAACCUGUUCAAGCGGCCAGCCCUCACAAGCUUCGUGCGAGGCGUCACGGCCGUGGUGGGCGACGCCGCGCAUGUCAUGCUUCCCACCCACGGUGCAGGCGGCGGGAUAGCCAUCGAGUCAGCCGCAAGUCUGGAAGUCCUUUUCAGCCGGGUCGACGGCAGAAACGGUGCAAUGGUGCAGCAACGCCUGGCCGUGUUCGACAAACUGCGUAUCCCCCGGUGUAACCUUACCAUGCUGGCAUCCAACGGUGGCCCGGAAUGGCGCCAGCUGCCCGGGGUCGUGGAGGAGAUACGGAGGUUCUACUCUGGGCCGCUGCCCCCUGCUGGGUUGCUGCAAUACAACAAGCCGUUUAGAGAGAUCUUCUUCUGCCACGACGAGUUCCGCGCCGCGGGGCAGGCAUUGGCGCAGCUAAAUCAAGCGCCGAGUUCCUCCGGCCUGGCAUCAGCGGAGGCGGAGCAUGACAGCCCUGGCGCUGCGCCAACACCGUGACACUGCUGGGGCUGGGCGUUUGCGGGUAAGUUGGUUGGUGAGGAGACCAGCUUGGGGGGUCUGAUAUUACGGCUCUCUCGGGGUAUCAACCCGAUUCAUGCCACUGUCAUUAACCCGGUGCCGUAUCAUGUGGGGUUUUGUGUUGGCAGCAAGACUCGCAUAUACACGCAUGAGAUAACUGUC
Molecule: messenger RNA, 1665 nt
Organism: Canariomyces notabilis
Lineage: Eukaryota; Fungi; Ascomycota; Sordariomycetes; Sordariales; Chaetomiaceae
Product: FAD/NAD(P)-binding domain-containing protein
Exons: 3
Coding region: 46-1482 (478 amino acids)
Molecular function (GO): FAD binding; monooxygenase activity
Source: RefSeq, a predicted model, not a curated record